AUGUCUUCUCGCUCCACUGGAAGUUACGACGAAAUAUCACAAUACAUUCAACGCCUUCGCGAAGAACGACGACUAACAGAAGCAUCAAUUCGUAAAAUGGAAAAGGAGAAGAGCGAGUUGAAUGAGAAAAUCGAUGAGUUGACGACAAGAAGAAACUCCACCGACGCACGUCUUCAGGCAGAGCACGAAAGAGCCGAAAGGCAAGAUAAAGGGUUGAAAGAGGCCGAAAACACGUACGCAAAACUGCUCGAAUCGCAGAAGAUGUUGGUCGACUUCGUGCGCAAGGAAUAUCAGGACACGAAACAUCAAAAAUACUGA
This is a messenger RNA of Caenorhabditis remanei, 318 nucleotides long. RefSeq lists its product as uncharacterized. Bases 1 to 318 code for a protein of 105 amino acids. The record is from RefSeq and is a predicted model, not a curated record. NCBI's taxonomy places the organism in Eukaryota, Metazoa, Nematoda, Chromadorea, Rhabditida, Rhabditidae. The transcript is spliced from 3 exons.